CUUGUAAACACGUGUAUGUACGGAGCAGUCAGUGUGCGUCUACGGAGAGAUUUCAGCUGCUAAAAACUCAUUUUCUAAAAUCCUUAAAAUGGCAAAAAGCCUCCGGAGUAAAUGGAAGAGGAAGAUGCGAGCGGAGAAGAGAAAGAAGAACGCCCCUAAGGAGCUGGCCCGUCUGAAACAGGCUCUUGGUCGGGAUGUGAAGGCAGACGCUACGAUGAGUGACAUGCAGGAAAUCGCCACUGUGGUGCCAGCUGACAAGAUCAAGAAACAGACCGACGCUGAUAUGAUAGAUACUAUGGGCGAUGAUGGGAAAAUGGAUAUGGACGGCAAGCGCAGCAAGAAAACUCUGCUGGAUGAAAAUGGACAGUAUCCUACAUGGAUGAGCCAGCGGCAGGCCAAGAAAAUGAAAGCCAAACGGAUGACAAAGAAAGGCGGUCAGGGCAAGCAGCAGCAGAAGAAGAAGAAGGGUAUCGCCUGGUAAAAGCAAAAGGAAGCCAAAAGAUCUUUGCUUUGCCUUAAAGACUUUUUAACGCAGAAGCCUGGGAUUAUUUCAUGUAUUCCUUGCAUACAUGAUAACUGUCGACUUCUGUACUUGAAUCUCAUUCUCUCGGUGGAUCACACGGUUCACGGUCGUGCCACCGAACCUGUUGUCGUUGUUCUGUUUGUUCUCAUGGAACAGCAGCUCCAUUUUGACAUCAAGACAAGUUUUAAGAAAAAAAUGUGUCUGGUUUCAAAGUGCAGCAUAGCGGUGGAGGUAUUAGACAUGUAUUCUCUGCUACAAGUUCAAUCAUUUUGUAAGAUUAAAGAAAUGUAUUAACAGUCCUGUGACUUGCUCUGUUCAGCAUAUUUUGAUGUUGAUUCUUCAGGACUUGUGUUGUAUAUCAUUUUAGAGCUGGCCUUAAAAGGUCAAAAUCGACAACAUUGAUUAGAAUAUUUUUCUGAUAUCAAUGUUCAUUCCACCUAAAGCAGAUAUAUGUAACAUCAUAUAUAAAUACACAUUUUUGAUCAAUUUAGUCAUUUUUUAACCACACAGUCUGGUUGUAAUCAUCAGUUUUAACAACAUAAUUAUGUAAAAUGAUACGAUU
This is a messenger RNA of Scomber japonicus (chub mackerel), 1085 nucleotides long. It is a transcript of the gene llph, whose product is annotated as LLP homolog, long-term synaptic facilitation factor. The coding region runs from base 89 to 481 and encodes 130 amino acids. Gene Ontology annotation, biological process: dendrite extension. Gene Ontology annotation, molecular function: RNA binding. Lineage: Eukaryota; Metazoa; Chordata; Actinopteri; Scombriformes; Scombridae. The transcript has 3 exons. Gene Ontology annotation, cellular component: nucleolus. The record is from RefSeq and is a predicted model, not a curated record.